Molecule: messenger RNA, 2882 nt
Organism: Polistes dominula (European paper wasp)
Lineage: Eukaryota; Metazoa; Arthropoda; Insecta; Hymenoptera; Vespidae
Gene: TBC1D16
Product: TBC1 domain family member 16
Biological process (GO): activation of GTPase activity
Cellular component (GO): early endosome
Molecular function (GO): GTPase activator activity
Source: RefSeq, a predicted model, not a curated record
AACCCGUUCAUCUUGGAUAAAAAAAAAAAAAAACAACUUGUCAAGUGUGAACAACUUUGAACAACUUUGAACAACUUGUCGCAAGUCAAAUAAGGGUGCAGACCAAAAAGAAAAAAAAAAUGCAUCUCAACCGUAUGGAUUAUCAAAAGAAUAUUUGUGCGUGUCACAAUAAUUGUAAACAUUUGAACAAAUAUAAAUGUGAUUCUAAAUGUGAAUGAAGAAAAAGAAAUAAAUUGUAAGUAAAAAGCUAAAGGAAAGGUGGGGGUGAGUGGGGGGUGAGAAAAUCGAAAAAAGUAACUUAGGGAGUCCAUGAUACGAAACGAGGGAGGUUUGUUAAAAGACGAAGAUGCCGCUUCCGAGUAUUCUGAGGAAAGCGAGCAGUUACAUCCUAGGCGACGGCAGCCAGGAUGAACGUCGUACAAUUUAUCAGGAUGGUGAAGCAUUGUUUUGUAAGAACAAUGUUUGUGUACAUCCGCCAACUUUGACGCGUCAAAAUUCUGACGUGGUGCAUCACCCUGGUUACAUGACCAUAACCUGUAAGUUUAAUAAAAAUUCUGACGUGCCAACUUUGCAUCUCAGUUGGAUACCUAAUUCUACUUUACGCAAACAUCCGACUACAUUGGAGAGUUUGAACGUAAGGAAAUUGGAGAGUAUUGUGAGUCAUCGUGACUCUGAGAUUGGUGAGUCUUGUCAUGUAAAGAUUCCUGAAUUGGGAGAGAAACGUUAUGAGAGUAUUUGCGAUAAAGAAACUCUAGAAGAAAGAGUUGACGUUUGUUUGGAAGCUAAAGAACCCAUUAGAUGUGGUGAUUGUGAACGAGUAUGUUCAGGAGGAUUUUCUACUGGGAUACGUAUUACAGAGGAAGACAAUUUUUCUCAUGACAUUGGGGAAUUUCGAAAUAAGAAAAAAAUUAUUCAAUGUAGAAACUUAGUCAAUGGGGAAGCUAAAGGAAAUAUCUGUGAUGCUGCUAUGGGAGUCAUUAGAAAGGACAGGGAUCAUAUGAUCAAUCGUUUUCAUUCUGAAUCCACGAAUGAUGCAGAAAAAUGUAAAGAUACUUCUGAGAACAUGGAAGAAGAUCGAAUACAUUUAUGUUAUGAUAAUGUAAGCAUCAAGAGUCGUAGUAUGUCCCUGACUUCAACUUGCAGUCUUUCGAUAUCUGCCCAUACCGAUGAAGAAAUACCUUCAUGGAUGAGAUCCCCUGAACUUCUAGCACUGCAACACAAUCUAACAUUUCCUGAAAGUGCUACUGCAUCUCCUGUUACGUUGAGAAGAGCUCAUCGAUGUCGAAGAUUUUCCGUUGAUCUUAGCGAAAUGCGGUCCUUGAGGUUGUUCUUUGCAGAUCCAGCUUGUACCUGUGGACAAUUGGUAGUUGCAAGUAGAGAAAGCCAAUACAAAAUUUUACACUUUCAUCAUGGUGGAUUAGAUCGGCUUGCUGCUACUUUGCAUCAAUGGCAUCAAUUACUUUAUCCAAGAUUGGAUGCUGAUACGGAAGAAACUCUUCCUUACAAGCAUUUUAUGGUUUGCCGACCUGAAGUAAGCCGCGAUGAAUUGCAUCCUGAAGAAGGACAGGUUCCAAUGAUCACGUCAUUGGCAUGGAAAGAUUUGUUAAAUGAAAAGGGACAAGUAGAGGAUGAUUUGGCUCUUCGUAAAGGAAUAUUUUUUGGAGGAUUGGAACCAGCCUUAAGAAAAAUUGUUUGGCCUUUCCUCUUACAUUGUUAUUCUUAUCAAAGUGCUUACGAAGAUAGAGAACAAAUUGAUGCACUUAGGAGACAAGAAUACGAUGAUAUUCAGAAACGUAGAUUGAACAUGAAUCCUGAACAGGCUGAACGUUUCUGGCGAAAUGUUGUUUGUAUUGUGGAAAAGGAUGUUGUUAGAACGGAUAGAGGAAAUCCAUAUUACGCUGGAGAGGAUAAUCCAAAUAUCGAGGUUAUGAAAAAUAUUUUACUAAAUUACGCUGUUUACAAUCCCCGUUUGGGAUACACACAAGGAAUGUCUGACUUGUUGGCUCCAUUGUUAGCUGAACUUAACUCAGAAAUUGAUGCCUUUUGGUGUUUUGCUGGACUGAUGCAAAGAUCUGUAGCCGUGUGUACACCUACUGAUAUUGAUAUGGAUAGAAAUUUGUGUUAUCUAAGAGAAUUAAUUAGAAUUAUGGUACCAGAUUUCUAUAUGCAUCUACAGAAACAUACUGAUGCCUUAGAAUUAUUGUUUUGUCACAGAUGGAUCCUCUUAUGUUUAAAACGUGAAUUUCCAACGGAAGUUGCUCUAGUCAUGUGGGAAGCUUGCUGGGUCAAUUAUUUGACGGAUCAUUUUCAUUUAUUCCUUUGCUUAGCCAUAAUGUGCGUUUAUGCAGAGGAUGUAAUAGCGCAAGAUCUUAGAACCGACGAAAUGCUGUUGCAUUUUAGUUCAUUAGCUAUGUACAUGGAUGGAAAUUUGAUAUUAAGAAAGGCACGUGGUCUUCUUCACAAUUUUCGUCAACUCUUACGUUUGCCUUGCACGUUAGCUGGACUUUGUCGUCAAUGUGGUCCAGGAAUGUGGGAUAGCAGUCAUGAUCCGGUAAUCGAAUGUAUUGGUCAUGAAGAUGCACCAUGUCCUUAUUUGGAUAACUAUGAUUAAACGACCUAAUUUUAUCCAACAAUUACAUACUACAAUUAUACAUGCUUUACCGGAUUUGUAAUGAAAGUAAAUUUAUCCACGUUAAAAACAAAACAAAGCCAAUGGAUAAUCGAAUGCAUUUUCUAGUUUGUACAAAAAUUCAAUCUGCCUCUGAAUGUUUUCAAUAUGUCGGAUAUAAAAUAAUGGUCCAUGUUUAAACAUGCAUUCGAUUAAAUUACAUGUAAUAUCAAUAUUUAGUCUAAUCUGAUCGAAAAAUACACACAUAUCCUAU